This is a messenger RNA of Argentina anserina (silverweed cinquefoil), 982 nucleotides long. Its product is annotated as EPIDERMAL PATTERNING FACTOR-like protein 6. NCBI's taxonomy places the organism in Eukaryota, Viridiplantae, Streptophyta, Magnoliopsida, Rosales, Rosaceae. The coding region runs from base 421 to 813 and encodes 130 amino acids. Gene Ontology annotation, biological process: guard cell differentiation; stomatal complex development. The record is from RefSeq and is a predicted model, not a curated record. The transcript has 3 exons.
GUGAGCGAGUGGAAAAAUAAGGAGUAGUGGUGCAGAAAAUAGCAGAGGGAGUGGUUAUUUUUGUAUUCCUGGGUUUGGAAAUUGUUGAAAGACAGUAGGCAAAAGCCUGCAAGAGAAUCCUACACCUAAACAUGGUAAAGCAUAGGAUAUAUGCCACUUCUUAAUUCUCUUUUUCAACCUCAAUACCUCAUCUCUCUCUCUCUCUCUCUCUGUAAUUUCUCUCAAACCUCUUUUUCUUUCACCUCCACCAUCCCCUUCACAGAAACCAGUAGAUAAAGAGGGGUUGAGAGCUGAGGUGUAAGGUAUUGAUUUGGCAUGACAUUUGUUCUAUCGGAACCCAGCUGAAUCUCACAAAGGAUCAGACUUCCACAACCAUUUUGGGUACUUAUUACUUGUAUUGACUUUCCAGUCUUCUUGUUCAUGGAGUGGAAGAGACAGAGAGUAUUAAGCAGCUGGUCUAUGAUCAAGAAGCUCACCUCUCUUUUCUUCUUGCUCUCAAUCUCUGCACUUCUGUUCACCUCUACUUCUACUUGUACUUCAGAUUGUAGUUUUCCCUCAAGUAGUGCUAAAGCUGAUGCUACCAAUUUUCAGGGGGAGCAGAGGAUGGAGAAUGUGAUGUUGUUUCCUUUCAGCUUGGUGAGGAGGUACUUAAGCGGACCGGGGUCGUCCCCGCCUCGCUGCACGUCCAAGUGCGGCAGGUGCUCGCCGUGUAAGCCGGUUCAUGUGCCCGUGCCGCCCGGAACUCCGGUGACAGCGGAGUACUACCCGGAAGCGUGGAGGUGCAAAUGUGGCAACAGGUUGUACAUGCCAUGAAUUAAUUAUAUGAGUACGGUCAUGCUAUUCAUAUAUAUGCAUUGCUUAUUUGUUUCAGCUACAAAUUAAGGUACUUAGUUUCCAGGUGAUUGUUCGAUCAAUGCUUGCUAGCAUGUUAAUCAGAAAAAAGAGUUAUAUAUAGGGAUUUAAAUCUAUGUGAAAGAUAUAU